Molecule: messenger RNA, 3553 nt
Organism: Rhincodon typus (whale shark)
Lineage: Eukaryota; Metazoa; Chordata; Chondrichthyes; Orectolobiformes; Rhincodontidae
Gene: snapc5
Product: small nuclear RNA activating complex, polypeptide 5
Exons: 4
Coding region: 325-639 (104 amino acids)
Biological process (GO): transcription by RNA polymerase II; transcription initiation at RNA polymerase III promoter
Cellular component (GO): nucleus
Source: RefSeq, a predicted model, not a curated record
GGGAUAGGGAUGGCGGCGGAAAAGCAGGAGGAGUCACAAAUUGUUGUACCAGGGAGCUGUGUGGGCAAUGCCGGCAGCUCAUCCUUGGAAUUCGAUGGUCCACCUGAGGUGUUGACUGGCCUGGCAGUGAGAAUCUCUGUUUCAUUUGAUGCCCCUUUCUGAUGUUCAUUAGCAGUGUGCAGUGCUCUCCUGUAUCCUGGUCUUCACAGGCUGCUGCUGUUACAGAGAGUGCAAUGUACAAUCCACAGAAUCUUGUUGCACCAUUCUCCAUAAGGUGCAGUUAUUUCUCCUGCAGGUGAACGUUAAAACUCCGAAGGACUCAGAAUGCUCAGCCGACUGCAGGAGUUGAAGAAAGAAGAAGAAGCUCUACUGAAAGCCAAAACCACUCUACAAGAUCAAUUGAACCGACUCAAGGUAGAAGAGUUGGCCCUUCGCUCGAUGAUCAUGACUAGGGAAGAUGGUGAUGACGACAAUGAUAACGGUGGUCAAGCAGCUGAACCUGUACAGUCCUCAAUGCAGGUAGAUGAUGCAAGUGUUAUCAAUCAAACCCAGCUUCAGUUGAGCACAUUACAGUCUGUUAGAAGUGCAUCGCAGGAAAAUGAGGAAGAGGAGGAGGAUGAAGAAGAAUGCAACUCCUAAAUGGGUCAAUUUUCAGAAAAGAAUGCAAAGAAGUUGUACAAACAAAAUUUCAUUUUAAGCUGGAGUGUUGAACUGCACUUGUAUUCAGAGACUUCAUUCUUUACAGCAGUGUAUCAGAGCUCAUAGUUUUCAAUAUAUGUGCACUGGAAAGAUGGUUGCCUCAGGGGACAGAUUCUGCCAUCUCUGAGCCUGCAGCUUGCUAACUAUUGCGAUAUUGAGUGCAUUUGAAAUAGUUAUCCUCCUUGCUAUGCCUCUUUCUUGAGAGAAACAAAGAAAGACUGAAGAUGAAAAGAAAAUGGGAAUUUGUUACCUUUAUACAGCAAGUUAAGUGUCAUAAACAUUUUUGAUACAGUAAAACAUUGAAGAAUUUUUGGAUUAAGAACAUUUUAAACUAAAAUGCCGCAAUGUGGCUGAGGAAUAAAAGUGGGCCUGAGAUUCUACAGUGCUGAGCUUUUAUUGAAGCAUUGUUGUAAGAACAUCAGAACAACAGGCAAAUUUAAAAGUCAGUUAGGUCUGUGGAGUAUGUAUGAAUCCUGUCAUAUCUGUUCUCAGCUAAUUCGAGACUUUACUGUUUGUGAGCCUCACUGUGGUUCUCUAAUGGUGGGUAACUGAUACCACAGCAGUAUUUUGUGACAAACAUUCUUACGUAAAAGAACUACAAAAGAAUUGAAGAUUGUUGGCCUUGAGCUAUAUGCCUUUGAAAUAAUAGUGUUAAAUAUGUUGAAUAAUAGAGUUGUAUUUAAUAAUGAGGGUGAGUUGGAUGUGGUUCAGUGUUUUGCUUCUGCAUGGAUACAUUCUUUGUUGCGUUUUGGAAGAGAUUUUAAUGUUCUACAAGAUGUUGACAACUUUGUUUUUUUUUGAUUAUAAAGCCAUGAAGAGCAGUUACUGCAGCCUGUAAUCAUCAACUUCAGUCAGCUAGUCUCUUCAUUGUGAUUCACAGUCGCUGUAUUUGAGAUUAUCCACAAUCACUCUGUUAUUGACUUGCACAAAUGCAGCUAAUUUGCAGCCUACAGGUGUAUCCCACCUGUAGGUUAACUUUGUGAAUUCAUGGAGCCUGACUCCAAGACAAUAUGUCGGUGUCAGUUACUGAGACUUGCCUCCAAACAAGCAGAGCAGGAGUGUAGAAUUAUACAACGCUGAGUUUAAUUCAGUUAUCGCUUGUGUUUUUAAAAUGCAGUUAUCUUCUGAGUUCCCAGCAUUGUGGCCUAUUCCACUGAGUCCACUAGUCAAGCCAAAAAUGUUUGUAUGGGAUGCAUUUAUAUCGUAACCACGCCUUUUUCAAAAGAGCCACCAUUUUGUUGACUUUUUGUGUGCCUUUUAACAUAGAGGUGGCACUGUGCCAGGUCACGUGGGUCUUCAGUGGUUCAUGAAGCCGUUCAUGAGAAGUACUAUCCAAUCUUGAAUGAAAUGCACCAUGACUCUCUGCGCUCAUUCAAACCACACCAAAUGUUGACUCUAUAGCAUUAGGUAUGAAGCUGCAUAUUUGAGCAUUCUCCAAAAUUGAAUAUUUUGAUUAAUGAUCCCUUAAGGUACUGCAAGCAAAAUGAUCCUUCUCUUGUGUCUGAAACCAUCUAAAAGGUUUUCGUUUAGUUUUUUUAAGAGUAAAAUCAUAUAUUUGCAUGAUAUUCCUUUGUGGGUAGCUCUCAACUGAUUUAUUUUGAAAGAGUGGGUUUCCUAUGGUAACACCUUAAGAGAUUUGUCUUUAGGUGAAAGCAGGUUUAGAAGAUUGAAUAUAAUUUGACAGGACUAGAGAUAAUUUGAUGCCUACUUUGAAGUUACAAAUUCUGCUUUUAUUUUAUAUAUCCGCUAUAAAUUCCAAUUUAAAUACAAUGCACUGUCUUUAAAGUGUCCUGGCAGUGGUAAUGCUGCAAGACCUCCAAUUGCAGGUAUGUAUAAUUUCAGUGUGGCACAUUUUAUGAUUAAAACUUUAAAUUAUCGUCACGGACACAAGAAUUUACAAUGGAGAAAAUAAGUUGACAUCAAAUGUAUGCAGAUUCUUAAUAUAUGGGAGAUGGAUUAAUGACUGCUUUAUAAACAUAUGUAUUAUUUUACUAUUGUAGCGUUAUCAGUAAAUCCAUGAAUGUGCUUUUAGGUUAUUAUGGUCAAGAUCUUGAGAUACUGCCUCGCAGCUUCAAAUAAAUUCUUAAGCUUUUGCCUGAUAUUGAAACUGUGAAUGUAAUAGUUAUUUUUAAAACACUGUAAAACUGUGUAAAACAUACAGAAGAAAAAUGUGUGCCCUGUAACAUCUUAAUGGCAAGUGAACAGCUUUUCUUUGUCUGUGAAAAUAACAUGUAUGUUGUGUUUUGUUUUUCAUUAGAGUUCAUUUUAAGUUGAGCUCAUCAGUUAAAUUAUGUGGCCAAUAGUUAACACUAACCUGCAGUGUCCUGGUUGAUGAAAUGAGAGCUAGUGAUGAGCUGCAGUAUUCACUAUAAAGGCAUGUGCAAACGGAAAUGAGCUCGAAAGGUGGUGAUGCCAGGACAGUGAACUUGUUUUAGAGCCAGCUAAACAUGGAUUGCAUUUUUGUGAUUUUUUGCUCCGGAAGAGUUGGUAGGUAAAACUGAAAACACAGUUGACAAAAGCUCUUCUCCCUUCUGGCAGGCACACUCAGAAUUAACAAAGGCUGCUGAAGGGUUUGUAAAGCUGGCCAUUCGAGACUUUGUUGAGGAGUUGGGGGUACGUGAAGAAAUUUUGAGAUGAGAAUAAUAGUGCUAGUAUUUAUCACCAGACUGGUCAAGUUGUUUCAGGACACACAUAGUAGUUGUAUUUUUCUGACUGAAAGCCUAUUGACAUAUUUUGAGUAUUGUUGCAAGAUAAAUGUGUCGGCCUUUAAGUGAAAAAUUGUGAAAGAUUUUUGCAGCUAAUUAGUUGCACUCUUACAAAGUUAAUGAAUAAUAAAAUUGAUUUUUGUUUCUUG